Messenger RNA from Penicillium riverlandense, 2748 nucleotides. Its product is annotated as coatomer subunit gamma. Gene Ontology annotation, molecular function: structural molecule activity. The coding region runs from base 1 to 2748 and encodes 915 amino acids. The transcript has 4 exons. Gene Ontology annotation, cellular component: Golgi membrane; COPI vesicle coat; endoplasmic reticulum-Golgi intermediate compartment. Gene Ontology annotation, biological process: protein secretion; intra-Golgi vesicle-mediated transport; endoplasmic reticulum to Golgi vesicle-mediated transport. Lineage: Eukaryota; Fungi; Ascomycota; Eurotiomycetes; Eurotiales; Aspergillaceae. The record is from RefSeq and is a predicted model, not a curated record.
AUGAGCUACAUGAAGAAAGACGAGGAUGCCGAUCAAGUCAUGAUCAAGCUUGAUCGCACCUCCGUGUUCCAAGAUGCUCGCCUGUUCAAUUCCUCGCCCAUCUCGCCGCGAACAUGCCGCACUCUCCUGACAAAGAUCGCCGUCCUCCUCUUUACGGGGGAGCAAUUCCCCACAAAUGAAGCCACCACCCUCUUCUUCGGCAUCUCCAAGCUAUUCCAGAAUAAGGACCCGUCCCUACGCCAGAUGGUCUAUCUGAUACUGAAGGAACUAGCCGGCACUGCGGAGGAUGUGAUCAUGUCGACCAGUAUCAUCAUGAAGGAUACCGCGGUAGGAAGCGAUGUGUUGUACCGGGCCAAUGCUAUCAGGGCGCUGUGCCGUAUCAUCGAUGGUUCGACGGUGCAGGGUAUCGAGCGACUCAUCAAGACCGCCAUUGUUGACAAGACCCCAUCUGUCUCUUCCGCGGCCUUGGUUUCUUCCUAUCACCUCCUUCCCAUUGCGCGCGACGUGGUCCGGAGAUGGCAAAGCGAAACCCAGGAGGCGGCUUCGUCCUCGAAGCAAGGCCACGGUUUCCUAGGCUUCGCGGGCAGCGCGCAGAGCCACGCCAUCUCGCAGUCGAACUUCAUGACCCAAUACCAUGCGAUCGGUCUCCUGUAUCAGAUGCGCGCGCAUGACCGCAUGGCGCUCGUCAAGAUGGUCCAGCAGUACGGUGCUGCGGGUGUGGUCAAGAGUCCGGCGGCUUUGGUCCUCCUGGUCCGCCUAGCGGCCAAAUUGGCGGAGGAAGAUCCUAGUCUCCGGAAACCCAUGAUGCAGAUGCUGGAUGGCUGGCUCCGUCACAAGCACGAGAUGGUCAACUUCGAGGCAGCCAAGGCCAUCUGCGACAUGCGCGAUGUCACCGAUGCCGAGGCCUCGCAGGCCGUCCACGUCCUGCAAUUGUUCCUGUCCUCGCCGCGGUCGAUCACGAAAUUCGCCGCCAUUCGCAUCCUUCACAACUUUGCCACGUUCAAGCCGAACGUCGUCAAUGUCUGCAACCCCGAUAUCGAGACGCUCAUUUCCAACUCCAAUCGCUCCAUUGCCACCUUUGCCAUCACCACGCUGCUCAAGACCGGCAACGAAGCUAGCGUCGAUCGCCUGAUGAAGCAGAUCUCGGGCUUCAUGGCUGACAUCACUGACGAGUUCAAGAUCACCAUCGUUGAGGCCAUCCGUACGCUCUGCUUGAAGUUCCCGAGCAAGCAGGCGGGUAUGCUCACAUUCCUGAGUGGGAUUCUGCGGGACGAGGGUGGCUACGAGUUCAAGCGCACCGUCGUGGAGAGCAUGUUCGAUCUCAUCAAGUUCGUCCCCGAUAGCAAGGAAGAAGCUCUCGCCCACCUGUGCGAGUUUAUCGAGGACUGCGAGUUCACCAAGCUCUCUGUCCGAACCCUUCACCUUCUGGGUGUCGAGGGCCCCAAAACAACGCACCCCACCAAGUAUAUCCGCUAUAUUUACAACCGAGUCGUUUUGGAGAAUGCUAUUGUCCGCGCGGCGGCUGUUACUGCUCUGGCCAAGUUUGGUGUCGGACAGAAAGACCCCGAGGUCAAAUCGAGUGUUCAAGUGCUUCUCACUCGUUGUCUUGAUGACACGGACGAUGAGGUGCGGGAUCGUGCUGCGCUUAACCUGCGGUUGAUGGGCGAAGAGGAUGAGAUGGCCGGGGCAUUCAUCAAGAACGACUCGAUGUACUCCCUGUCCACUUUCGAGCACCAGCUGGUCAUGUACGUGACCUCGACCGACAAGCAGACUUUCGCUGCUGCCUUCGACGUCUCCACCAUCCCCGUUGUCACCCAAGAGCAGGCUCUGGCCGAAGAGCGGACCAAGAAGCUCACCACCGCCACUCCUACUCUCAAAGCUCCGUCAGCCGGUCCCCCCAAGAAAGCCGGUGGCGUGGCCGAAGCAACCACGGCUGCUGCUACCCAGAAAUACGCCGAGCAACUCAUGCAAUACCCCGAGUUCAAAGCGUAUGGCAACCUCCUCAAGUCUUCCCUUCCUGUCGAGCUCUCCGAGAGCGAAACGGAAUAUGUCGUCACUUGCAUCAAGCAUAUCUUCAAGGAGCAUAUCGUGUUGCAGUAUGAUAUCAAGAACACCCUGCCGGAUACUGUUCUAGAGAACGCCACUAUAGAGGUUACACCAGCAGAGGAAGAUGUGCUGGAGGAUGAUCUGAUCGUGCCGGCGCCGAAGCUGGCCCCCAACGAGCCGGGCGUUGUCUACGUAACAUUCAAGAAGCUGGGCGGCGAGCACAGUGUCCCAGUCACCUCCUUCACCAACAACCUCAAGUUCACCAGCAAAGAGAUCGACCCGAACACCGGCGAGCCCGAGGAGAGCGGCUACGAGGACGAGUAUCAAGUGGAAGACCUCGAGUUGACGGGCAGCGACUAUGUCAUCCCCACAUUCGCAGGCAGCUUCGACCAUGUCUGGGAACAGACCGGUGCCAACGGCGAGGAGGAGAGCGAGACUUUGCAGCUCAGCAACAUGAAGAGCAUCACAGACGCUACAGAACAAUUGAUCUCAGCGCUAUCCCUGCAACCGCUCGAGGGCACCGACGUCGCCCUCAGCACCAGCACACACACCCUCAAGCUCUUCGGCAAGACCGUCUCCGGCGGCCGCGUGGCCGGUCUCGUCAAGAUGGCCUACUCCACCAAGACCGGCGUCACGACCAAGAUCACCGUGCGCGCAGAAGAGGAGGGCGUGGCCGCUGCCGUGAUUGCUUCGUUGUCCUAG